AUGCGCCGUCAUGCCCUGAAGGCCCCUCCGGGCAGGCAGCACUCCGAUGGGACAGAGGCUCCGGGCACCGCUCGGUAUGGCAGAGGCGGGCGAGGGCAGCAAGCUGAUGCAGGGAGGUGCCGCAUCCGGCCUCUGCUGCGCGGCUGCUGUGGGCGCAGCGUGGCUGUCUGCUGUGAUCAGAUGGAGAACAGAGAGAAACAGUUGGAUGUCACUCUUAACUGUGCAGAUUAUCUGGAAGGCAAGAGCAAUGACAUUUCUCCAAAGCGGGAGAGCUGGCACCAUAUGAAUGCCACCCCCAGAUCCUUGAAGCACCAGUUUGUAUAUCGCCAACUGAGAGAGCAGAAAAAUGCACUGCAAGAGGAAAUCAGGAUAUUCUGGAAGAAAUGCAAACGCCUGCAAAUGGAGAUCCAGACUUUCCGAGAAGACAACAAAACCAAGGCUCUGUGGGAGGAGAUCCAUGCCUUCAAGAAGAAGAACAAGGGCUUCAUGGAUGAGAUCAAGAACUUCUUAGAGGAGAGCAAGGUUUUCAUGGCUGAGAUCAAGGCCUUCCAGACCAAAAAGAAGGAAAUUCAGGACCAGGUGAAGACCUUUCAGGAGAAGAUUGAGACACUCCAGCAGAGGAUCAAGACAACAGAAGAGGAGAUUGUUACCUUGGAGGAAAGGAACGAAUCGUUCCGAGAUGCUGUCAAAGCCUUCCAGAUUAAGAACAAGGAGUUCCAGGAAGCCAACAAAGGCAUGCGUGAGAAAAACAAAGCCCUCCAGGAGAAGAUAGAAGCCAUUGAAGAGAAGAACAAUGCCUUCUGGAAGGAAUGCAAGGCAUUUUGGAAGAAGGACAAAACCUUCUGGGAAGAGGACAUGGCCAUCUCCAAAGACAAAAUGGCCCUCUGGGAUGAGUAUAUAGCUUUGAGGGAUAAUGACCAAGACCUCCAGGAAGAAAAAGCGGUCAUCUGGGACAUGGUGGAAGCUCUCUGGGAUAUGAAGUACUCCAUAUGGAAAGAGGUAAAUGGGUUUCCGGAAGAACCGCAACCUGAGUUGGAGGUGGAAGUUCUCGACAAUGGUGCCGAUGGAGACCUGGCGAAAUAA
Molecule: messenger RNA, 1083 nt
Organism: Zootoca vivipara (common lizard)
Lineage: Eukaryota; Metazoa; Chordata; Lepidosauria; Squamata; Lacertidae
Source: RefSeq, a predicted model, not a curated record